This is a messenger RNA of Frieseomelitta varia, 4057 nucleotides long. RefSeq names its product 1-phosphatidylinositol 4,5-bisphosphate phosphodiesterase-like. The record is from RefSeq and is a predicted model, not a curated record. The coding region runs from base 376 to 3765 and encodes 1129 amino acids. NCBI's taxonomy places the organism in Eukaryota, Metazoa, Arthropoda, Insecta, Hymenoptera, Apidae. Gene Ontology annotation, biological process: phosphatidylinositol-mediated signaling; lipid metabolic process. Gene Ontology annotation, molecular function: phosphatidylinositol-4,5-bisphosphate phospholipase C activity; calcium ion binding. The transcript is spliced from 19 exons.
CUUGCCCGUCAACAGACGGUGUCGCACCGUCAGUUUCUCCCGCCGCGCCUGAAAGGCGUUCAGUGUCGAGCCGAAGAAACGCGCGCUUCCUCCGUAACGUUCGUUUUUUUUUUAUUUUUUCGUAAACAGAGAGGUCGAGUGCGUGAGCACUCGAGUGUGCAGACCGGUGCAAGAGGAACGUCGAUAGAAUGUAAUCGAAUCGCCGCGGGACUGUUCGCCGUCAGUUAGCCGGUAAUUUCACAUCACGCAGGUGCAGCAGAGAACUAAGAUGUGCAAACCAGCCAGGAAGAAACGUUCUUAAUGUCGAAUUGGAUGAAACCCGAGGUGUAUACUGCUUGACACGGACAAAUUGGUGCAAAAAAAAAAAAAAAAAAAAUGACGAAAAGGUUCGAGUUCAAUUGGCAGAUCGAAGUACCGUCAUCACUUCGUCAGGGAUGCGUGUUCGAUCGGUGGACAGAGGAGAAGGACAACACGGAUCUCGAACUAAAUUGCUUGUUUAAAGUCGAUGAAUACGGGUUUUUUAUCUACUGGCAAAGCGAAGGAAAGGACGGAGAUGUUAUAGAGCUGUGUCAAGUAAGCGAUAUACGCGCUGGCGGAUUACCAAGGGAUCCAAAGCUUUACGACAAGCUUCUCACGAAGCACGGAGAACAAUUGGAGGAAAAAUGUUUAACCAUCUGUUCUGGCGUAGAUUAUACCAAUAUUAAUUACCAGCAUGUCGUUUGUCCGGAUCCAGCGACGGCUAAGGUAUGGCUGGAUGGUAUACGAUCGAUUACGCACAACGUGAAAGCCAACAACGUUUGCCCCCUUACGUGCUUGAAGAAACAUUGGAUGCGACUUAGAAUGUUGGUUGAUCCAAAUGGUAAAGUCCCAGUGAAAGUGGUCGCGAGAACUUUCGCAUCUGGAAAGACGGAAAAGCUUGUUUAUCAGUGCCUCGCCGAUUUAGGCCUAUCUAGUGGAAAGAACGAUGUCAUCGAGCCUGAAGAUUUCACAUUCGACGCGUUUUACGCGCUGUACCACAAAAUCUGCCCGAGGAACGACAUAGAGGAGUUAUUCCAGUCCAUCACCCAGGGCAAAGCGGACACUAUCAAUUUGGAACAACUGGUCACGUUUCUAAACGAGAAGCAACGCGAUCCAACUUUGAACGAGAUAUUGUAUCCGCUGUACGACGAGAAGAGGGCGUUAGAGAUUAUACACGAUUACGAACAGAAUGAAGUAGCGCGAAAUCAAAAAACGAUGACAAAAGAUGGUUUUAUAAGGUACCUGAUGUCCGAUGAAAACGCGCCCGUUUUCUUGGACAGGCUGGACGUCUACAUGGACAUGGACCAACCGUUGGCUCAUUACUACAUUAACUCGAGUCACAAUACGUAUUUGAGUGGCCGGCAAUUUGGUGGCCGAAGUAGCGUUGAGAUGUACAGACAAGUGUUGUUAGCUGGUUGUAGGUGCGUCGAAUUGGAUUGUUGGGAUGGUAAAGGAGAGGACGAGGAACCGAUAAUUACACACGGUAAAGCUAUGUGCACGGACAUCCUCUUCAAGGACGUGAUUUACGCAGUACGAGACACUGCGUUCGUCACGUCGGAAUAUCCGGUGAUUCUUAGUUUUGAGAACCAUUGCAGCAAGAAGCAGCAAUACAAGUUGGCAAAGUAUUGCGACGAAAUUUUAGGAGACUUGCUUCUCAAGGAGCCUCUUAAAGAGUAUCCCCUUGAACCAGGAGUGUCCCUACCACCGCCUAACAUGCUCAAACGUAAAAUUCUGAUAAAAAACAAACGUUUGAAACCCGAAGUAGAGAAACAUGAAUUGGAAUUAUUUCGGCAAGGUCAGUUUGUCAUCGAAGACGAGGUGAAAGAGGAUGCAAGCGCACCUCCGUCUGUCGCAGCGGUCGUUGAGCAACAAUCAGUGAAGGAAGAAGUUUCGACGGUUGAGUCAGUAGCAUCGUCGACGACUGGCAAUCAACAGCAGUCCAGUUCUAGCACAGGCUUGGGCGACACGUUGGAAUUAGCGGUGGUUCAACCGUACACCGGAAGCACAACAAACGUUCACCCAUGGUUGUCCUCUAUGGUCAACUAUGCUCAACCCAUAAAGUUUCCGGGCUUCGAUGUUGCCGAACGUAAGGCAAAGCUUUCCCACGGUUAUGCGUUUAAAAGAGAGAAAAGAUUCAUGAUCAUGCCCUCUUGUACAGAAAAGAAUAUUCAUCACAACAUGUCUUCCUUCGCGGAAACCGCUGGCCUGAAUUACUUAAAGACGCAAGCCAUCGAGUUCGUCAAUUAUAACAAGCGUCAAAUGAGCCGGAUUUAUCCGAAAGGCACUCGGGCGGAUUCAUCGAAUUAUAUGCCACAGGUCUUCUGGAACGCUGGCUGUCAAAUGGUCUCGUUAAAUUUCCAAACCGCGGACUUGCCGAUGCAGCUGAAUCAGGGAAAAUUCGAGUACAACGGUUCCUCUGGUUACCUACUGAAACCGGAUUUCAUGAGACGAGCCGAUCGAAGUUUCGAUCCUUUCGCAGAGAGCCCCGUGGACGGUGUAAUAGCUACUCAGUGCAGCGUCCAGGUAAUCGCGGGCCAAUUUUUAUCCGACAAAAAAGUCGGAACGUACGUGGAAGUGGAAAUGUAUGGUUUACCAACAGAUACAAUUCGUAAAGAAUUUCGGACAAGAGUAGUUCCAGCGAACGGCCUGAAUCCCGUGUAUAACGAAGAACCUUUCCUCUUUCGAAAAGUCGUCCUACCCGAUUUGGCAGCCUUGCGAUUCGCGGUUUACGACGAGUCAAACGGCAAAUUGCUAGGUCAGAGAAUUGUCCCUUUGGAUGGUCUACAGUCUGGAUAUCGGCACAUAUCUCUGCGAACUGAAGCGAAUUUCCCCAUGUCUUUACCUAUGCUGUUUUGUAACAUCGAGAUCAAGAUAUACGUACCAGAUGGAUACGAGGGACUUAUGGAUGCGCUUACGGCACCACGGGCCUAUAAAAAAUCUGAAAAUGCGUCGCAGAAUAAAAUGCGUGGGCUUGGGAUAGAGGAAAGCGACAAUAAAGGGCACUCGGAUUCCAUGCCUACGCAUCAUCGCGAAGCACCUAAACCGCGUGAGGAAAUGAAAUUCAACCCCAUAACGGCGGACGUGUUGCGGCAAGAAAAGGGAUAUCAAAAGGUGCUCCGAAAGCAACAAAAGGAAUUGGAAUCUUUAAAGAAGAGGCACCAAAAAGAGAAACUCACCGUCCACAAACAACAUUGCGCUGCGAUAGACAAGAUCAUUAAAGGGAAAAAUAAAGCGGAACUUUCGAGAGAUCCGACCGUUCGCCGCGAGGUUUCCGAACAAACUGUUCAAUGGUCUCGAUUGGCCGAUAGACAACGACGCGAGGAACGUGACUUGGUACGUUCUCAUCUGGAGGAACGACGGAAUACCUUGCGAAAAUUGUGCGUGGCUGCUCAGCUGGCCCAGCAGAAGCAAUUAACCGCACGACAUGAACGUGAGAUCAAAGAAAUGAACGCGAGACAGGCGAGACUCUCGGUAGAAAGUAUGAGGGAAGUAAUGAACGAUAAAACAUUGAAGACUCGCGGGAUCAAAGAGGGUCGGCUUAGAGAGAAACAGCAGAACAAUACGAAAAAAUUUAUGGAGGAGAGGAAAAUCGCACAAAUGAUUCAAAAUAGAGAGAAGGAGAAACUGAAAGUAAUUCACGAAAAACAACUGGAGGAAUUGCAAAAAGACAUGAAUGCGGUUAUGGAUAUGUACAACAACGAGGAUAUGGAAUAUGAGUUGGCCCCUAAAACCGAAUGCUACGUGUAAUGGCCGACAGAUUGACUUGUAAAGCUUGCAAAAAAAACUAAGAUGCUGCUGCGUUCAGAGAAUCCGCUCCUAUCGUUAAUUACAACUGGAAUUGGGAUCAAGCCUCGUUAGCUAUCGUUCUCAGUUAUCAUGGGAACCGGAAGCAACAGACAAACCGCGUUAAUCGUACUCUAGUUCAUUCUCCUGAAUAUUUUUUUAUAAAAAAGAGCAUCUUGUAACUUCAUACUUUCCGUCGUCACACGAGCAAGUACCUAGACUAAAUAAGGGAGUCAAUAAAAACUAAAGUGAUCUA